CCACCUGGCGGUUUCCCCACGCGGUAGCCUACUGGUACUUCGCAGGCUAUGGCAGACAUGAUCACUGGUGAUACUGAUGGCAUAAGCUCUCCUAUCCUUAUCAAUUAUCGUUGGUCAUUUUAUUGAUACUGGGCUCUUAGAUUAUCCUCUGAUUUAUUUCGAGCAUUUUCUCUUUGGCUGUUGAAAUAUAUGCUACGUUCAUUCUGUGUGUAGCCGUUAUUAUAUCGCAAAUUAAAGAAGACAAACAUGACAAUCAGAAAUGUGCGGGAUCAUGGACAGAGGUUCCGACCGAGGAUGACGUGUCUCAAAAAGGUGGAGGCUGUGAUUCUGGAGAUGCAGGAUCCAAAGACUGGAGUGAAGUCACAACCCCAGAGACUGGUUAUCACUACUAUACCGCAUGCUAUCACUGGUGAAGACAUUGUGGCAUGGCUAGCCAACCGCUACAGUAUACAAACAGAAGAGGCAUGUACUCUAGGCAGAAUGCUGGUUGCAUUUGGAUACAUCUACCCCCUUCAGGAUCAUAAACGACUAAUCAUCAAACCAGAUGCAUCCCUUUACCGCUUUCAGACACCAUAUUUCUGGCCGGCUCAGCAAUGGCCUGUGGAAGACACAGACUAUGCGAUCUACUUGGCCAAGAGAAACAUCCGCAAAAAAGGAAUCCUGGAGAUGUAUGAGCAGGAGCAGUAUAACAGCCUUCACAAGUGGAUGAACCAUAAAUGGGACUUCAUCGUGAUGCAGGCUAAAGAACAGUACAGGGCGGGGAAAGAGAGGAAGAAACCUGAUCGUGUGGUGUUUGACUGCCAGGAAAGAGCCUACUGGGUGGUACACAGACCUCCGCCAGGGACAAUCAGUGCAAUGGACUAUGGACUAGAACGCAUGGUAGACCCCAACGCAGAGGAGAAACAAACUUCAGACUUCUUUAGAAGAACUAUCAUUUUUACACAACAGUCCAUUAUGAGGCCAAGGGUCAAGUCGUCGGUGUCUAUCGGAGCUCUGGUCAAAUACUCCAUCACCUAUAAUAAGCAUGACCCCUUCCUGGCUCCCUGUCUCCCUAGCAACCCCUGGUUAACUGAUGAUGUCACCUACUGGAUGCUCAACAUGACCAAUGUGGAGAUUCCCACUAAGAUGCGUGUUGAGAGGUGGACCUUCAGUUUUGGAGAACUUUUGGCUGACCCUCGAGGCAGAGCUGAUUUUACACUUUUCCUCAAGAAGGAGUUCAGCGGUGAGAACCUCGCGUUCUGGGAGGCAUGUGAGGAUCUGAAAUGGGGAACGGCUGCAACCAUGAAUGAGAAGGCCCAGCAGAUCUACAAGACUUUUUUGGCUCGUGGCGCCCCUCGAUGGAUCAACAUUGAUGGAAAAACCAUGGAGGUGACAGUUAAAGGGCUGAAACACCCGCACAGAUAUGUCCUGGAUGCAGCUCAGACGCACAUCUUCAUGCUGAUGAAAAAGGACUCUUAUGGAAGAUAUCUGAAAUCUCCAGUGUUUAAGGAGACUCAGAAGAGAGCCAUUGAUCCUGAGCAACACAGGUUCAGUGUGACCCAGUUGGAGGCUAAUGCAAAGAAGCGCCGCCCCAGCCUCAGUCCCAUCAUUGUCCGCCAGCAGGAGGAGGAAGAGAGAGCCCGGAUGGCCACCAGUGGCCCUGUGGACAUCACACAGGUUAUGAGCAAACUCAGCAACAAGGGCAAGGAGGUGCCCCCACCAAAGAAAUAGCCUACAAAACACAUGCAUAUACACAAAUGUACACAUUUCAUAGAACCAAAGUACAACCACACGCACAGACACAAAAUGAUAGAGAAACAGUGUAGUCGAUUCCUUAACGUAGUUUGAAGCAGGGGUCAGCAGCCAAAGGCAUGCAGGCCAACAGCGCUACUCAAGGCCAUUUUCCUUGGAUUAAACAUUUUUAUAUAAAAUUAAAAAUAUGAAUGUAUUUAUUUUUGUUUAGUUUGUCAAGUUUAUUAUUUAAAAUUAUUUUGUGUGUUUGUUUUAUUUCUAAUUAUUUUCACCAAUUGUAAAAACUGUAGAACCAGAUUGAAAUUGCACUGGUUUUCACUGCAAGGUUGUAAUCAAUCAUAAAAGCUAUUUGAUUAGCCAAUUAGAUUUCUGAUUUGCAGCAGUUAGUUCCGCUCCGUUUGUCUCUUACUUCCUGCUUAAUUUAAACUCUCAGCUAAAUUCAAAAUUAAGCUGUGCUGAUGAGCUUUCACAUUGCUAGCAGCUUGCAAGCGUUCUUUCAUUAUAAUUUUUUUUAUGUCCGUGCCAAAUCAGCAUCAGCAAAGUCAGCGCAUUGGUUUCUACAUUGAUAAAAUAAUAUAGAUUUGUCUAACUAAAAAGCUGGUUUGGCCAUUCUGUUGUGAAGAUUAGGUGUACAGUGUCAUUUUGAAACAAGGCAUGAGAAAAAUGUCACAAAUGAAGCCGUUUGUUCAAGAAUCUACAUGAAUCUACACAAUCACCUCAAACUAUUGUGUUAAAAAAUCCCUGUUUGUCAAUAGAUAGGAGUGUGGAUGUGAAUGACUCAUCUAGUAGUUGUUGCAAAUAUCUAUAUGUGGAGAGAAGGUUUGCAGAUUCCAGACGUGGAGCUUUGGUAGUUUUUAUUAGGAGGUUGACAGUUCCAAGCAAGGGCAAGGCAGAGUCAAAAAGGCAAAAGGUCAAAACCGGUAAGUCAAAAAACAAGAGGCAACUGUACAAAGGCCAAGGCUUAACAUGGUCAAAAAUGCAAGGCAGAAGUUGGCUAGUGUGAAAGUACAAAAAUCACAAGACUAGAGCAAAGUGGAGAUAUACUAAAGCUAAGGUCAAAACACUGAAUAUCUAAAUACUAAGAGUACUCUAAACGAAGGCUCAGUACAUUGGCUAAAGUCAGACAAUACCUCACAAAAGAACUGCAAAACAGAACGGCACUGUAUAGGACACUAAAUGAGGGCAGGUGAACAGAAACACAGGUGAAACUCAUUAGGACUAAUACAGAGAAGGCUAUGUUUAAAACAACUAAGACACACUGGAACAAAGUUACGGAAACAAAACUAAAUCAAUAAUAACCAAUCAAGAAAUCAAAGAUCUAAGCAUAAGGGAAAAACUGCAUUAAACAUUAAUGUCAGAUCUAUGUUCAUAGGGUUUUGAAGAGCAUGCAAAAGAAAACUCUACAAAUGUUUUUUAAAAUAUCUAUUGGGGUGGAGCUCUGUGACAGUAGAUUGACAGCACCUCUGUUUGGUUUAGCCAGGUAGGCAGUUACUUAUGUGCAUAUUCAACUCAUAAGUGGCACAGAGAUCCGUAGAAAUGGAUGGAUAAAUACUAAAUUGACACUGCAUGGAAAAAGGCUGCUGACCCCUGACUUAUAGCAAAGCUGACAAAUAGUGAGCAUUCCCAUGAAAUGUGCAACGUCUGCUGCCAUAGUCAGUGUAGCAUACACACUUCAAUUAGAAAAUCAGAGCAUCCAUUUCGUACAGUAACAACUGUAACAACUGUUGAAGGAAGGAGUGAGGUACGACAGACGGGGGAAUCUGCCUUUAUCGAUUAAGCACCUGAACCCGCUCUAGGAUCACGCCUUUUAAGGCCAAUGAGGGAACGUGCCGCAGAGCUAACAGUGUUUCGUUUCAUCCGGUGGUUCGGUACGACACAACGGGGACGUGCACUAGUCGCGCCAUGGCGGCCGACCCAAGGGAAAACAACUUUCACUAAGGCCUGCAGUUCCCUACCUGUACGCGUAACUACUUGUAAGCCCUAUUCUCUCAGCAGAGAGCACACUAUGAGCUAAGCAGGGAGCCUAACGUCAAGGCAGUAAAACCUCAGAAACAUAUGAAAUGAUGCCCAGGUUGCAGUAGCACAAAUGCCAACCCUUUCAAACAGAGCUAAAAUGUGGGACUGCGCACCCUAUUUGGCCAAUACCCUUGUCCUUUUUUUGUCAAAUGGCAAGGAGAGCCUCCAAUCCUGUGAGAUUGCCACAGUUUAGGCAGUGUUCCAUCCCAAGCUGGAUUUAGCGAAACGGACAAAGAGAUGGUUGUGUAACUGGAGAACCCUGAGGUCUGCUAUAUGUACAGUGAAUUCCAAAAGUAUUUACACAGUGACAGAUUGUACAGACUUUUUGGCUGUGUAUUCCAGCACUUUGGAUUGUACUCCUCAGACAUGAACAGGCAAAAAGGAAAACAGCUCAAAGGCUAAGGUCUAGGAGAAAAUGAUAUUUUGGCCUAAAGGCUGCAAUUCGGCACUGAGUCACUUAAAAUCACCCAAGUAAUAAGGGGUGAGGAAAAUUGCUCUUUUUAGGAGAGGAUCCUAAUAUCCACAGACUCCAAUGGUUCAAAAGGAGCCCUACACAUUAUGUCCAGAACCAGAGAAAAGUUCCAUUUGGAUGCACUAGGUGAAGGAACGGGCCUGAGGUGGUGAGUGCCCGUCAAAACCUGAAUUGCCAGGGGAUUUGCCAUUGGGUUGAAGCUAGCCGGCUGAAUAGUAGCAAUAGCAUUUUGUGGCAAACGUUUUGCAGAUGGAUAGGAACUCUCAGAGGCCAGGCUCCUCCAACCGACUGUCUGUGGAUGUCUGUGGAUGCGAAACCUGCCAGGGCACCUGCAGUCCCCACCCAGCUGGCAAAUUACGUACCGACGGGUGACAACUUAAAGAGAAAAACCUGAAUAAACGAGUGGAGGAACGUAACGUAUGCAGAUACUUCCAUACAGGUGUGUGGGAUACGAUUAAGCAAAUGGCAUCCCAUCAUGCUCGUUGGCGUGUACAAAAAAUGACUGAGCAGGCCCAGUUGACCUCGCUCAAGACGGCAAAAGGAAAUGAUCUAAGUGACAUAAACCCAGGUUGCAAUGAUCAGAGACACACAGAAUCGACCAAAGCAAGCAGAGGCACGCGCUACUCCAGAUAUUGACACCGAAUGGCCUCAUCAGCAGUGUGAGUCAACGGAACUCAUCAAUGGAACUCAGGAAAUCUCCUUCCUUAGGAUGGGCUCCGUGGCCAUGGGGACAGGUGAUGUGACAGUGCCUGAAGGAGCAAGGAAAUCACAGCAAACUGAGGUUUGUAAUUGAAAGUCACUGUCCUCUUUGUCCACACCGACACAAGGCAGCAUGUAGCCGGACACAACAUUGUGUACUGGGGAACGUUGCUCUGUUUUCACAUUCAUCCCCAUUAUAUCCCUUCAUACCCACCACUUCUGACAACAAAGUAGCGGUUUGCUAGGAGUUACGUGUUGAGCAGGAGACCGAUAGCUUCGCUAUGUAUUAGUAUCUUUAGACCAACAGGCAAAAGAAAAACAUCCCACGGCAUUGAUACAGCUAUAUGGAUGUUAUGGACCGAGCUGUCAGUACUCCCAACCUGAAAGGCAUGUGUGGUACCACUCGCAGUAGAGUCAACAUGGGGUGUCGCCACACACCAGAUGGCUAAGAACUAGUCAGGAUAACCAAGAAAAUAAUCUCUUUGCCCACCUACACAGAGGAGUCAACAGAGACUGUACAGUACUGUUUAGACAGCCAACCUACUAGCAAGUGCUCCGCCCCCCUGCAGCGCUGCCAGCGAAACAACAGGAGGUAACAUGAGUGUGGGAAACGUGCUCCCGUAUCUCCAGCCGAAACCCUUCCCACACUUGUGAUCCCGGUUGAAGGCCGAGUGGGAACGGUGUGAUGGAACUUUGAAACAGCAGCACUCUCAGCCAGGCAAUUUAGAGGCAUUAAACGUUCAGGCCUGAGGGGAAAUUAUUGGUUAGGAGUUUAUGUUCUCCCUGUUUUGAACAGGGAUUGUGCCAGACCAUUGUCCUCUACCCUGGAACUAUCUGAGUUGGUGGCUGUGCUGCUUUCCUAAGACUAAUACACAGCAAGCGGGUUGUUUUCCUCACCUGGAAAGAGGUGCUUCAAACAGACUCAAGCCCUCAGUUGCCUUGAACGGUGUGAUAGUGGAGCGUGUUCUGUCGUUGUCAUGAUAAAAGCACACUCCCCAUAGCACACUCCCCAUAGUGUGUCAUAUCGAAUCUAAAAGGGAACUGACUUACUGAAUGUCUUACUGUCACUAUAAAGCAAUACUAAUUGUUUGGUCUUCAGUCUACCAUCAUAGUAGACGACAUGGUUUAUAGUGUUUAGGUCAUUAUGGCAUGUUUGACUGACUGAAUAGUGCCGCCUGUAAUACUCAUCUGUUUUUCCACAUCAUCAGAUUCAUUAUCUGUAGGCACACAUCUGGGUGUUCCACGAAUAGAGUACCUUUUAUAUCCUCAAACAUUGUGUACUUGGUGAUGUUUUUAAUACUGUUCACUACCUCAACUGCUGUCGUCUGGGGAGUAACACCCUGCUGAACUGGAAUAAACGAUGAACAGUGAUAUUUAUGACUGAACUAAGUUACUAGCUCAAGACAUCUGCAAAAAUGACACAUUUAUUAUUUAUGCAUCAUAAGAUAUUGAAACAUCUCAGAAUGGGAACUCACACAUCCAUACACUACACUAAAAGCCACUCUAUUCGUGAAAUGACAAAUCGGAUUCAUGUCAUUGUUGUAACACAAACCAUCCAUCUAAUAAAACAUAUAUAACCCACCCA
Messenger RNA from Esox lucius (northern pike), 6503 nucleotides. Its product is annotated as regulator of G-protein signaling 9. The coding region runs from base 247 to 1710 and encodes 487 amino acids. The transcript has 17 exons. Gene Ontology annotation, biological process: G protein-coupled receptor signaling pathway; intracellular signal transduction; regulation of G protein-coupled receptor signaling pathway. The record is from RefSeq and is a predicted model, not a curated record. NCBI's taxonomy places the organism in Eukaryota, Metazoa, Chordata, Actinopteri, Esociformes, Esocidae.